Messenger RNA from Emiliania huxleyi CCMP1516, 1194 nucleotides. RefSeq lists its product as hypothetical. The transcript has 6 exons. Bases 1 to 987 code for a protein of 328 amino acids. NCBI's taxonomy places the organism in Eukaryota, Haptophyta, Isochrysidales, Noelaerhabdaceae. The record is from RefSeq and is a predicted model, not a curated record.
AUGACUGCCCUCGUCGUGUUCUUGACGCCCUACCCCGCCUUCUCUCCCGCGGCGGCGGCCCAGCUCCCUGUUCGGACACUUCCACGCUUCCCGCCGCCCGCGAUGGACGCGCUCGAGCUUUCAAAGCAUCAGAUCCAGCGUGACCUCCGCCAGCCAGCAGCACCGGCCGACCUGAUGCGAGCGCAGGCGCAGGCCAUCACCACGAGCGUCGGCGAGCUGACGGGUCUGCUCCGCGAGGCGGGCGACGACGCAGCCGCGCUCGACACUGCCGAGCUCGACCGCCGGCUCGCGACGCAGCUGCCGCUGCUGAUGCGGCCCGAGUUUCCGGGCCUGAUGCGGCAGGCGCUCGGGCAGGUGACGACGCCAGUGCAGCAGCGCGCUCUGCUCGAGCUGAACCAGUACGUCAUCGGCGCCGUCGAGCAGCUCGCCGACAGCGCCGUCGACCUGCAGUGGCAGCAGCUCAACAAGCUUCGCGAGCUGUGCGAUGCUGCGGUGGACGGCGGCAGCGAGAUGCUCAAGGCGGGCUGCGCGGGCGCGGCUGCGCGCGCGGGGCAUCCAGCCCCUCGAGGAGGACCGGAGGCGGCGCUCGCCGAGGCGGGCCGUGCCGCCGCCGCCCGCAAGGCGUCCGAGGCUGAGGUCGAGGGCGGAGGCGGCGGCGGAGCGGCGGGCAGCGGCGGUGUGGAGGGGCAGCAGUGGCUGCUGGUGCUGCGGCUGGUGAAGCAGGGUGUGUACUCGAUGCUGGCGAGGGAGCGCGACGACGACAUCAAGCAGGUGCGGUACAUUUGCUCGCUGGCGUCGCCGGCUUCGCGGCGGGAGCUAACGCUCAAGGUCUUGGACGAGCUUCAGCCGGCAGAGCGGAUCGCCUUCGUCGAGACGGUGCGGCGCAUCGCCGACGGCAUCGUGGGCCAGCCGGGCACUAGUGGGCAGGACGCAGAGCUGCGCGACAAGGUGGAGGAGAUCCGCGCUGUCAUCGAGCACGCCGAGUGACAAGAGGGUGGCUUGUCUGGAGUGUGCGGUGACCGGUGUGUGCGAGAGUAACGCCGUUAAACGACGUGUACGUGAACGUGUAUAUGUGUGGCUGUGGGCGUGUGGGGUGGUGUGCGCCGCAUGCGCGAGCAGGAUCAAGCCGCACUCCAGUGCUCUCGACAGACUCUCUCGUUCGUCGAUGCGCUCUCAAAUUCGUUUUCAGCGUUC